AUGCCCAAGCACGCUCUCACCCUUCAUCACGACGAGGACCCUAGCGGCAAGAAAAGAAAAAUGGAAAGCAGCUUGAGAGAGAAUCACCUACCAACAGACGGAGAGAUGGAAACGAUGUCAGUGAGAGAAAAACUCCUUGCGGGUGUGUCUUUUAGCCUCGGCAGGAGGCAGCAGGAUCAACAACAGAAGAAGCCAGCGCACAACCGGCCAUGCUAUGCUCCUGUAGCUAGCUUACAAAGAGCUGUAGAUGACGCCUUUCGCGUGAAACCGAGCAUGCGCCAGAGUUUAGAUGGUGGUCCUGAGCCUGAGAUGAUGCUUCCAGGGGAGGUGGAAGAGAGAUUCUGGGCGGAGAGUCUGAAACAACGAAGAGAAAUUCUCAGAGACCACUAUCACCAAAGAACGAGCCAGAGACGAGAUACGAGCCGACGACUGCAGGCAGUCUUAAGGCAGGCAAAUGACAAUCCGUUUGCGCCUCCGGUGGAAACUUCAAGCGAACAAGAACCAGAAGACACGUUACGGCUAUUUCUUCAAUCUGCUUGCCGUAGUUAUGGCUACAGAAAGCUGCAGAUGGACUUUUGCGGCUUCAUAAGAAUCAAGGUUCACAACGACUUCAAAGGAGAGCCCCUUGGUUCUGUGCCUGGGGAGCCCACCGUGGAGCCAGCAGACAGUGUGUGUCUCGAUGCCAGCGAGGGAAAUAUCACCUUAUAUGAAUGCGACGUGCCUGACCGGUUUGGCCGUGUCACCACAUGGGUGUGGCUCAAAAUCUGCAGACCACUCAGAGCAUACGAACUAGGACAUCAUCCAGCACCAGAUAUGUGCAAGGAAGAAGAAGAAGAAGAAGAAGAAGAAGAAGAAGAAGAAGAAGAAGAAGAAGAAGAAGAAGAAGAAGAAGAAGAAGAAGAAGAAGAAGAAGAAGAAGACGAAGAAGAAGAAGAAGAAGAAGACGAAGCCUGGGUCAUCAUCGCAAUCCCAAAGUCUCAGAUAGAGACGCUAGAAUAUGCCUGGAGCUACUGUCCUGUCCGUGAGAGCGAGACGCACGGAGACUACAUCAUGGACAUUACAGUUCCACAUAGCGUGCGGGAGGAUUCACAGAAUUACGACAAGAGAAAGGGGCUGGCAUUUCGGUACAGCCGGGAUGGGGUGCCCAGUAUAGCGUCGUCGAAGAAGAGCAGCGACGGUGAUUCAAUGUGGUUCGGAUUCCGGACUGACGUUGACGAGAUGCAGUGGGAGAGGAUAGAGGAAGACAUGGAAAAGAACUCGUGUCUCGUCCACGCAAUUCCGAAGAUUGAUGCCGAGUGGGAGCACGUAGCCCCAAAGCAAGACAGAAAGGUUGGACAGCCUGAUAAGGUGCCUCACAAGGCGAAGAGAUCAAGCGAUGUGCGGAGGUGUUCGAACCUCAGGAACGAAGUCCAUUCAGAGGACUGUUAG
Messenger RNA from Trichoderma aggressivum f. europaeum, 1428 nucleotides. RefSeq lists its product as uncharacterized. Bases 1 to 1428 code for a protein of 475 amino acids. The transcript has 3 exons. Lineage: Eukaryota; Fungi; Ascomycota; Sordariomycetes; Hypocreales; Hypocreaceae. The record is from RefSeq and is a predicted model, not a curated record.